UGGCCCGCGGGCACUCCUUCAGCAGUAGCGGCAGCGGCAGCAGCAAGGUCGCGCGCCCACCAACAGCUCCGCCGAUUGUUGUACCGUGCGGCGUGCUCUGGAGGCGCACAGUAGCCACGAUGCCCAUCAGUGAGGACGAGUACGAGGCUCACCGCCAGCAGCAGCAUGGCUUGUCCAGGGCUGAGCAGCGCAGGAGCAAUAAGCCAAUCAUGGAGAAACGUCGGAGAGCGCGGAUAAACCACUGCCUCAACGAACUGAAGACUCUCAUCCUCGACGCCAUGAAGAAAGACCCUGCGCGACACUCGAAACUGGAGAAGGCAGACAUCUUGGAAAUGACUGUACGUCAUUUACAGAGUGUACAGAGGCAGCAGCUGGCAGUAGCAGUGGCUACGGAUCCAGGAGUGCUUAGCAAAUUCCGUACCGGAUUCAGUGAAUGUGCAGGUGAAGUGGGCAGGUAUCUGGGAAGACUAUCCAGUGUCGAACCUGCAGUUCGCCAGCGCCUUUCUGGCCACCUGACACAGUGUAUAGCAAGCUUGCAGCAGCUCGACCCUAACAAUAAUCCCGGCCUGGUGGGCGUGGGGGUCACACCAGCCACAACUGCUGCCGCGGGGCUAGCCCUUGUGCCACAUCGACUCCCAACGGGCGAGCUGGCACUCGUGUUGCCCCACGGUCUGCUGCCCAUCACUGCAGCUGCAGGAGCAGUGGGGGUACCACAACAGGUACAGCACUCUGCAGCCUCUUCUACUUCUGCCUCUACAGCUGCCACCACUACCACAACCAGCACCACUACAGAUGUCACUAACUCCACAACUGUUACCACUGCUGUGUCUUCUACUCCUUCUUCUGCAAUGGACAGGUCACAUCCUAGUGCAUUCACUGCUGUCAACCCACGGCAGGCAGUUCGAGCACCCCCCUCACCUCUACCGUCGCCUACAUCCACCAUCUCAGAUGACGAUUCACUCAUUACUGAACCAUAUCCACCACCACCAUCACCUCCUCCAUUGGCCUCCAUGGUCAGAGGUGCUGACCAUAGGGCACAGGAGACCUGGCUCAAAGUUCCUGCAUUUAGAUUAUUUCCUCUUGGUGGAACAGAGGGUGCUCCGUCUGUGGCAGGUGAAGAUAAACCACACCAACAGCCGCAUGUGACCUCAUCCACGUGUGAUAAUGGGUCAGGCUCACACUCUGUUUCCACUUCAUCUUCCCUACAUCACCAAAACACUCCAGUUGGUGUCUCGGCUGUUGCAGAACUCAAAGUUGAGUUCAAGACAGUACCUGUCAUCUCCACAGUAACAUUUCCUUCUUCAAAACCUGAUAUUGCUCCUUCAGUACCAACAGAUCAACCUCUCUCUGUGAUUACUAAUUUAGAAGACAAGGGCACUUCUGUGUCUGCCACAUCUCCAGCAGUCAAAGCAGCUCCUCUUCAUUACGGUGCAAAGGAUCCCCUGGAUUUUUCCUUGAGAAGAGAUGAGUAUUUGCAGUUCCCUCCAAGCUCACUGUCACAGACGCCACUUGUAGGUAGCAAGAGAUCAUUUCCAACAACAGAGCCAAGUGAAAACACUGUAUCCUCUUUACUCACAUUGCCACCACCAAGUAAAAUGCCACACCUUUCAUUCCGAAUUGAGCUUCCCAAUGAUACAGACCAAAUAAGUUCAAGUUCUCAGCAGGCACCAACAUCACAAGAAAGCCAUUUAGAUGGAACAUCUGCCUCUAUGACAGAAAAUGCUUCUAGCAGUAGCAGUAGUAAGGACAUGUGGAGACCAUGGUAAAGACUGUUGUGGAAAAAAACAAAACAACACUUAAGUCCUAUUUUGAAGCAGGGGCCUGUUGAACAGAAAAAAAGUGAAGAAAAUUAGAUGUCAUAUUUUUUUUAAACUACCCAUAAAAAGGCAGUAAUACCUUGUAUUUUAAGCAAGAGUUCAUAUGUGCACAUUCUUUGUGGCUCAAGACAUUGAAGUUUAUACACCAAGCCAUCUAAGUCGAGGAUGAUUUAAAAAAUUUUAUGGAAAAACUGUGAUGUAAACUGCACAAAAGACUGAAGAACAAGUGAGAAGCUCUGCAAAGAAAAACUACCUCACAUACGACAUAGUAAGGAAGUUAGGCAAUUGUUCUUUGUGAGGACUCCAGUUUUGCUGGUAAAACUGUAUGUUGAUGAGAAAAAAAUUCUGAAAAUAAGUUGCAAGUUCUGCAGCAACUGUUAUGUUAUUAAUAGUUAAAUGUUACUGAUGUCUGUUUGUUUAUUAUUAUUAGUACUAGUUCUGCACUCAUUCUUUUGAGAAAUUUUGCACAACAUACCCCAGAUUAGCCUCUUUACUAUGUUUUUUCUGUAUGUAAUAACAGUCAGAGUCCUAAUGUUUACUUAAAAUAUUGUAAGCUAAUUUUUCUUUCCUGUAUAGUUUGGGUAUUUUAUGGCUGAAAAGUGCCUCUAACAUAAGAUUUGACACUCACACUCAACCUUUUGUGUCUGUUUUGUAUGUUACAGUUUGUGUAUCUUAAAAACCGUAUAAAUGCUUUACAACACUGUGUUAAAUCUAUGAUGUAACUUGUUUAGUUUACACAAAAACAUUGCUGUGAUUUGAAUGGCACACAACAUACAAAGGUCUAGACAUCAGAAAAUCCAAAAAGAAAUGCAUUCAAGAUGGUUGUGUUUUGUCAUUCACUUUAAUAAUGGCUUAAUAAAAAUUGUAGU
Messenger RNA from Schistocerca serialis cubense, 2686 nucleotides. RefSeq names its product mucin-2-like. Gene Ontology annotation, molecular function: DNA-binding transcription factor activity, RNA polymerase II-specific; RNA polymerase II cis-regulatory region sequence-specific DNA binding; protein dimerization activity. The record is from RefSeq and is a predicted model, not a curated record. Gene Ontology annotation, biological process: regulation of transcription by RNA polymerase II; anterior/posterior pattern specification; regulation of neurogenesis. Gene Ontology annotation, cellular component: nucleus. The transcript is spliced from 3 exons. Lineage: Eukaryota; Metazoa; Arthropoda; Insecta; Orthoptera; Acrididae. Bases 120 to 1766 code for a protein of 548 amino acids.